AGCAGAGACGGGGUUUCACUAUGUUGGCCAGACUUGUCUCGAACAUCUGACCUCAGGCAAUCUGCCUGCCUCAGCCUCCCAAAGUGCUGGGAUUGCAGGCGUGAGCCACUACGCCCAGCCUUGGUUAUCUUUUAUACACUGAUGAGAGCAAUGUGACAUGUUCAUAAUUUACUGGGUUUUAACUAUUUUUUGAAAGAUGUUUGACUUUUGAACUAUCCAAAUCUUUAAUAAUGAUCAUUGUCAGGAGUUUCUACUGUAUAUUGCAAAUUAGUUUACAUAUCAGAAUUUUGUAAUCAUUAUGAAUUAAACACUUCAUAACUUUCCAAGUUCUGUUACAUGUCUUUAAGCUAGUAUUGAUUAAUGGACUUUUAAUCAAGUGUUUGACUAUGUAACUGCCAAGUAAGAAACUUAUCAACUCAGUUCCAUUACUGUGUUUCUCGUGCUUCUAAAUACUCUUACUAGAAAACAGUAGGAUGCUAGUUUAUAUAAACACUUCUCACAAUAUUAAAUUGCAUGUUGCUUGGGAAAAGAUUUGUGGGAUUUAUUUUAGAUGAUGUCUGGACUAUGAAAGCAUUUAAGAUUCAGAGAGGCCUAGCAUGUAGUUAUCCAUUUAAAAAUUAUAGCAGAUAUAUUUGUAGGGCACAUUUCAAGUCCUUACAUUUCAAAUUUUAGGAUGCAUCAUGAAAAAUCUUGUCAGAAGCAUUUGAAAAAAUUGAUAUUCUUUUAAUGAUGGGCAUGGACUUCUGACUCAAGUCAAGAUUUCUACCUAUGUUGAGCAUCUACUUUGUAUCAGUACUUUUUCUAGGUGAUUGGGACACAUCAGAAAUAAUGGUCCUUGCCCUCUUGAAUAGCUUGCAUACUAUUCUAGUAGGAAGGGGAACAGAAAUAAGCAAUAGGUACAAUAAAUUAUUGAGUAGCAUGUUAGAAUAUAUGCUAUGGGAAAAAUUAAGGGGAAUUGGGUGGCUAUCAUUUGAGAGUGAUCAGGAUAGGCCUGUUGAGCCAAGACUUGAAGAAAGUGAUGACCCUGGGUGCUAUGCUGAAAAUAGAUAAUAAGGAUAGAAUCAGGGAGACAAGUUAGGAGGCCAUUGUAAUCCAGCGGGGGGAUAUGAUGGUGAUUUGGAUCAGGGUGGUAAUUAAGGAAGUAGAAUCCAGAUGUAGUUGAAGGCAUAACCAGUGGGAUUUCCUGACUAAAUGUGUAGAUCGAAUAUUGGGAAAGAAAAAAAUCAGAAGGCAGGCAUGCUUCUAUGCCCUUGAAGGCCUGGGGCAAGAGUACAAUGGAGAUACCAUAUGUUUAAAUAUUUAAAAGUUCUGUUUAAUGAAAAUAUGCCCAAUGUACCUGUCUUGACAAACUUUCAUUAGAACUGGGAAGCCAGGUUUGUAUUUAUGCCAGAACAUAACUUGGGGAUAGAGCUGACCCUCAGCCCAUGUCCCACCUUCCUUUUCUUCCCACCCCGGCUCUGAACUGUAUGGCAAGGGGCCUCCUGCAUAUUUACUUGGAUGCCAUAACAAGUAUAUUCAAACCGUCCCAUCCCCCUAACACAUCAGUGCAUGCAAUGAUGAUGUAAUGCAUUUCCUGGAACAGCCGGGGCUAUUCUGGGCAGGGUAUUUGGGGUCCUGAGUACCUAGAGUGUAGUGCAGAAUGAGUAUGCCCUCUAGAUGACAUGUCAUUUUGACUCUAAAGCGCUCAAUCCUAAAGCUCAGGGCCUUGGUAGGGGCCUUUCCUGGCCUGGUGUAAGGGCAGUACUGAUUUAGGGUUUUUAAUUUGAGCAUCUGUACAGAGGAUUGCUGUCAACCGAGAAAGGGGGCUGCAGGUAGAAUAGGUUAGGGUGAGGAAGAUAGUUUGGGAGCUCAUUCACACGUUUUAUCUUAGAUUACACAGGCAGUACUGUAGAGAAGUGUAAAUGGAGAAUUUUCAACUUAUAGUAGCACUCACUGGCCUAGAAUAUAUAAAAAGCGAGGGCUGUUUUUCACUGUAGUUAAUUCUAACCUAUAAACUGGAGCAGUUCCAUGUAGGAAUUUGUUAUAACCUAUUGUGUAUGAAUUAUAGACUCCUCUGACCUAUCCAGAGUGUUGUUUUUCAGUUUUGUUUUGUUUUUUUCCUAUGACCUAAAAUCCCCUCAGACUUAAGCCUCUAGUGAACUACUCAGUAAAUGGCUUUACUAGUAAGUGUUCCCCUGCCUGGUAUGUUUAUUAUUUUUUAACUUCAGUGGUUUAUUCUUCAGCAGUAAGCAGUUGGGGGUAUAAAUUUGGGACUCUGGCAUAUGGAUGUUAUUAAAAGUGAUGAGACUGGAUAUCAACAAGGGAAUGAGUGUAGAUAAAGAAGAGAGCCAAAGACUAAGACUUGGGGCAUCCCAAGAUUAAAAGGUUGGAGAGAAGAGAAAGAACCUCGUAGAGGAGAUACCAGAGUGAUGUCCUUGAAGCCAAGUGAUAAACUUUAUCCAAGAGAAGAAAAUGAACUGUCCAAUGUUGCUGAUAGACAACUUGAUAUUGCCAACUGUAAAAUGUACUUUGAAUUAGCCAUUUCGAAUUUGUUUACCAAAGCAAUGAUUUUGUUGACUAGUUUUCUAAACUUCAGUAACUUUUAAGUGACUUGUAGGUUUUCAUUGCAUACACAGCUGAAUUUUUUUUUUUUUUAAACAGGGUCUUGCUGUCGCCCAGGCUUGUUAUAGUGGUGCGAUCCUAGUUCCUGCAACCUUGAACUUCUGGGCUCAAACAGUCCUCCACCUCAGCCUCCCAAGUAGCUGGGACUACAGGCGCAUACCACCACACCUGGCUAAUUUUUGUUUACUUUUGUAGAGGGAGGCCUUGCCAUGUAGCCCAGGUUGGUUUCAAACUUCUGGGCUCAAGGGAUCCUCUUGCCUCAGUCUUCUAGUGUGUGUAUUACAGGUAUGUGCCACCAUGCCUGGCCCAAAGCUUUUUUUUUUUUUUUUUUUUUAAGUUCUGUAAUGCAUUUUCUGUGAAUUUAUUGUCUUAAAAAAUUGGCAAAUAUGGCCAUUUUGACAUAUUUGCCAAAUAUUAGCAUAUGGCAACUAUGCUCUUAAUUUGUUAAGUCACCAACUGUUGGUGAUGACUGUUGAAAUAACAAGAGCACAGUUGUCACCAGUCUCCAGGAUCCUUACACUACUGUUAUUUUCAAUAAUGCCCCAUAGUCAGACGUUGUAGACUUAACCACUGAGCUGCUCACAAAAUCACUACAUCAUUGUGAAAUAUGUAACUGGAAAUUCUGGGCUUUAAAGUCUCCAGUUAUAAUUAAAUGGGUGAUUUUGAAAAUUGUGGUGGCUGUUCAGACAUUUUCAAAUGAGACUAGAACGCAUUUGUUUCAGACUGAUAAGCUGCAGAAGGUUAGAUAACACCAAAUACAUUUGGGUUUCUCCUUAGAAAAUGAUUUGGGUCUCCAGAUUACAUCUCAUUUUUUUUUACCCUAUCAAGUUUGUUUUUCCAUAUGAAAUGUCUUUUCCAACUACACCUGCCCUUGGAGACUGUGAAUAACAGACUUAAAGGAAGUAUCCUUUCCAGAUGAGCUGAAGAAUGUCAUCCUCUUAAAAGAAUGAACAGCUGGUCAUGUAGAAAUUCUCUGGAAUGCUCACUUGUCCUACAAAGGCAGGGGGCAGAAAGCAUGUUUGUAGUUUUUUUGUUAUUGGUAUACAUAAUUGUAAAUCUUUGAGACAUAAUUUUACUAGAAAUCCACAUAAUUUUAAUAAUUGCCUUUCUCCUGGAAAGAUGGCUAAUCAGUUAACAAUGUGAAGGCUAGAAAGCUGGCCAAGCAUAAUUUAGUGGGAUUCAGGAUUGCUGGCUGGAUUGUCCCGUUUGAUCAGACCAUGUUUCUUAGAUGAAGAUUCAGGACGCCCUCGUGUAUAAAAGUUAUCCUUUGUUCUGAUUACGUUGGUAUUAAGUUCGAAUUUCUUACCAUGACACACAAAGGAUUCGACUCUUGCUUAGCUGUCUAAGCUCCUCUCACUUUCUCUUCCCCUCUUGAAUUCUUUGCUCUUGCCACACAACUAGCAGAUGAGCUAAUCUAUCUGUUCCAAUGUGGGCACAGUAGCAGCCCUUCCUCUUACCUUGGCCCACUCUGACUUGUCCAGCCCUGGUUUAAUUCUUCGUGAGGGUCCGCACGUAGUUGGGGCUGUUUACUAAACGGAUGAAUUUCCCUACCGGGAGGCUAGGUCUCCGUUAUGCUUUAAUUCCCAGGAAGCGGCUUCUAUAGGCAUUGUUUAAAUGUAAGGACUAGGAGGGAGCUGGGGGUAUUGCAUUCCCCAGGUCACAGAUAAAUGAGAUUCCAAAACCAACAUCUGGCUAGGCGCUUGGAAAGAGGGACCCCCGAGGUCGACCAGGCGUUUAGAACUGUGCCUUGCAGUGUGGGAUCUCAGUACCGGAUAUUACCCCGGUUUGUAGAGUUACUGUUUAAGAGACGAUGAACACCGUAAGGACGGGUCAAGAAGAAAGCCGAAGACGGGUUAGCGCCUCCGGUCGGGGUAGAGAAAAGGCAGGCGAAAUGCGACCUGACGUGGGUCAGCCUUUCUCCACCCGUGGCAAACCCGACAGUCGCACCAUUGCUUUAACAAUCGCCCUCUUUCCAAGAAGAGCUACUUAGUGACCGUGAGCGAAUAUGCCUGGGAAGACACGAUGUCCUCUCGGCCUCUGUGCGCUCACUUGUUUACCUAGGCGUCCGGGGGAGGCACACUCGCGGGACUCGCGGGACGCGGCCCCGGCCUCCCGGCUCACGCAGGCUACGACGCUGGUUCUGCGAAUCCCCAGGGCUAAUUCCCAAGAACGGAGAGACAGCACAGCCUGGAGGCUGCCCCCGCCUCCGCGCCCCUGUCCUCACUUUCUGAGGCUGUUAACAGAAAGCCCCGUGGGCCGGGGAGAGGCGGGACGCGGGGGAUGGCUUCGCAGCGCCCUGUGAGCGUCGGCUUUAGUCGUCAGGCAGCCAGGACUCCUUGGGCGAUCGCCCUGGGUGGAGGAGAGGAGUUUCCGGGGCUCGGGUCCGGGUCGCCUUCCAGGGGAACAGGCACGGAAGCAAGUGGGCGGCGAGAGGCGGAGCGAGGGACGCGGGGGGCGUGGACGCAGCCGGCUUUGGAAAGGCCCCAAGUUAAUGAGGCGUGCGCCGGCUGCCGAGCGCCUUUCGGAGCUGGGCUUUCCCCCGUGGUGCGGGCGCCAGGAGCCGCCUUUUCCGCUGGGUGUCACUCGGGGGUGGGGAAGAUGGCCCAUUCAAAAGCGCCGCGAGGGGGCCCGGCCAGUGCCCUUCAGUGAGCGCUCGCAAGAGGACGGCAGAGGCCCGGCAGCUCGCGGCUCCGGGACUUUGUGGCGCAUCAGGACGCGGCUGUCCCUCUGCCGGGACCCACAGCCGCCGCCGCCGCUCUGCCUUCUGCGUGUUAGCCUCCUCUGCGCGCUCCGGGCAGGCGGCCGUGGGAGCCGCUGGGGCGAGGACGGCGCGCGGCUGCUGCUGCUGCCCCCGGCCCGCGCGGCUGGAAACGGAGAGGCCGAGCCAAGCGGCUGCCCCUCUUAUGCUGGGAGGAUGCUGGAGAGCAGCGGCUGCAAAGCGCUGAAGGAGGGCGUGCUGGAGAAGCGCAGCGACGGGUUGUUGCAGCUCUGGAAGAAAAAGUGCUGCAUCCUCACCGAGGAGGGGCUGCUGCUCAUCCCCCCCAAGCAGCUGCAACACCAGCAGCAGCAACAGCAGCAGCAGCAGCAGCAGCAGCAGCAGCAGCAACAGCCCGGGCAGGGGCCGGCCGAGCCGUCCCUACCCAGUGGCCCCGCUGUCGCCAGCCUCGAGCCGCCGGUCAAGCUCAAGGAACUGCACUUCUCCAACAUGAAGACCGUGGACUGUGUAGAGCGCAAGGGCAAGUACAUGUACUUCACUGUGGUGAUGGCAGAGGGCAAGGAAAUCGACUUUCGGUGCCCGCAAGACCAGGGCUGGAACGCCGAGAUCACGCUGCAGAUGGUGCAGUACAAGAAUCGUCAGGCCAUCCUGGCGGUCAAGUCCACACGGCAGAAGCAGCAGCACCUGGUCCAGCAGCAGCCCCCCUCGCAGCCGCAGCCGCAGCCGCAGCCGCAGCUCCAGCCCCAACCCCAACCCCAAUCCCAGCCUCAGCCUCAGCCUCAGCCGCAACCCCAGCCCCAAUCACAACCCCAGCCUCAGCCCCAACCCAAGCCUCAGCCCCAGCAGCUCCACCCGUAUCCGCAUCCACAUCCACAUCCACAUCCACACUCUCAUCCGCACUCGCACCCACACCCUCACCCGCACCCGCACCCGCACCAAAUACCACACCCACACCCACAGCCGCACUCGCAGCCGCACGGACACCGGCUUCUCCGCAGCACCUCCAACUCUGCCUGAAGGGGGCAGCUCCCGGGCCAGACAAGGUUUUGAGGACUUGAGGAAGUGGGACGAGCACAUUUCUAUUGUCUUCACUUGGAUCAAAAGCAAAACAGUCUCUCCGCCCCGCACCACAUCAAGUAGUUUGGACAUCACCCUACUGAAAACUUGUGAUUCGUCUUAGUUUUCUGCAUACUUUUCAUCACGAUGCAGGAAACGAUUUCGAGUCAAGAAGACUUUUAUUUAUGAACCGUUGAAAGGAUCGUCUAGUAUGGUGAAUUUUCUAGGAGCGAUGAUGUACUGUAAUUUUAUUCUAAUGUAUUUUGAUUUAUGAUUAUUUAUUAGUUUUGUUUUUUUAAAUGCUUGUUCUAAGACAUUUCUGAAUGUAGGCCAUUUUCCAAAAAGGAAACUUUAUUUUCAAAAACCUAUUCCAUAGUAAGUCCUAGUCUUGGAAAAUAAAAAAGGGCGGUGGAGGGGAAAACAUUAAGAAUCUAGUCAUUAUUCCUGGAGUACUUUCAGAAGGUAUGACACUUUCAUUGUUAUGCCAAGUGGUUGAAAUUAAAACUCCGAUACUACUUUUUUUGAGGAUUUUUGUUUUUGUUUUUGCUUAGACAUAUAGUUUGUCUAGAAGUUUAAAAAAGCUAAAAGUUCAAAAUGGUGUAAUUAUGAAUAUCUAAUGCUCAAGAUAGUUGCUAAAAGGAAAUCAGUAGUAGGGAUACCUGAUUUCAAAAUAUUUAAAACAUAACCUAACUGAUGAUGGUAGGAUGAUUGUAUCUUGAAUAUGUGGUAGGGCCACAACUACUGUAGGAAAACCUCUUAUCAUCUGUGUGUAAAGGGCUUAACAAGGAGAAGAGGUCUUUUGACUGAUUUAUGAGUAUAAAUGCAUUUGCUGUUUCAUUUCAAAAAUGUUGUGGAGGAAAAUAGUAUAUUUAACUUGUGUAAGAGAAUAUUUGUGCUCCUGUCCAGGCUGCAGGACCUUUCUCCGAGAGGUUUGCACACUUGAACCACAUUUUCUGAUCCCUUUACUUUGUUUUAGAAGCACACUGAAAAAUCUCAUUGUUUAAAGUACAAUUUGUAAAUAUUUCAAAGGUCUAGGCGUCAUAACUUUUUGUUUUCAUACUGAAAAUGAUGUUGAUCAGAGAAACCAACUGUUUUGCUUUUCAUUGCUCUGUGAGAAAUUUGAGGAUUCUGUUUUGUUGUUAGGUUAGCUAAAUCAGAAAUUGAAAAGGAAAAGACUGGAUAAACACAGGAUUUUCAGUAAGAAAACAACCCCAGUCUUGUCUUAGAAGCCACUUGUUGAGGAGUCUGGGGGGGGAAAAAAGAGGAUGUGCUUUUAAAGGUAGAACAAACCUUCUUCUGUGUUAAAUCAAAAGGAUGUUCAAAAUCCACCAGGGCAGAUGCUACUUAAGUUUAAAUGGAGCCAUAGAUGAUACAAAGUCCUCUUGGGGCUGAAAAUCACUUCCUAUCUGCAUGGCUUUACUAACUGGUUUCUGUUUUCCAUUAUCUUUUUCACAGAAAGAUAUUGGUCAGUAUUUUUCCAGCAUUUAAAUUGAAACGGUCAGUAUCAGACCACUGCUAGGUUAUGUAGUCAAGAAAUAAAAAUAGAAUUACAUGCUACAGAUGUCUUUAUUCUCCUUCCAUCUAGAAAGGAGUUCCAAGGUCAAAGUACUUUUUAGUGCAAUAGUUAAAUGACAUUUUGAGAUCAUAACUCUUAUCCAAAAAGUUGCAGGGAAAAUUAAAUAGUUUUCCCCUAUUAAGCAAAUGGCAAACAAAACUUAAGUGGACCCCCAUUUCCAGUGGUUAUUUAGGUUGCAGUUGUGAAAAUAUGCUGCCAACACUUAAAAACUAAUUUCAUAUGUAUAUAUGUAUAUACAUAUAUGAAUAUGCAUGUACAUAUACAUAUAUGAGAACAUGUAUGUACACAUAUAUGCAUAUAUAUGAAUAUAUAUGUAUAUGUGUGUAUAUAUGUAUAUGAAAUGAGAGCCGGAUCUAAAGAUUUCUUAAAUCAAGUUUGGUUCAGCUUCCUUAGAAGUACGGCUGUACUUUUUGAGGAGUGCCUCAUAGUACUAUACUUUUAAUGCAUGCAAAUCAUAAUAACUCCAAAUGAACCACAAUUUUUUUCCCAAUGGAGGAUUUUUCUUUUAAAUUCUUGUACUAAAAAUUAAAAAAUCCAUACCAAAUACUUUACAAAUUAAGAUUGGUGUACGUUUUAAAAAAGGCAUUUGUAUGUUGUUAGCUUACAUAUGGGGCUAGGUAAUUUCAUUGCUUACAAAAAUAUGCCCAGGCUCCCUCUUGGUGGCUGGAUUUCGUUUUUUUCCCCCCAUGGUGGCCAUGGUUCUUAAUAGGGCCACCAGAAUCAUGGUUUCUUUUCUUUUCUUUUUUUUUUUUUUUGAGAUGGAGUCUCACUCUGUCGCGCAGGCUAGAGUGCAGUGACACGAUCUCGGCUCACUGCAGCCUCUGCCUCCUGGGUUCAAGCAAUUCUCCUGUCUCAGCCUUCUGAAUAGCUGGGACUACAGGCGCAUGCCACUAUGUCCGGCUAAUUUUUGUAUUUUUAGUAGAGACGGGGUUUCACCAUAUUGGUCAGGCUGGUCUCGAACUCCUGACCUCAGGUGAUCCACCUGCCUUGGCCUCCCAAAGUGCUAGGAUUACAGGCGGGAGCCACCAUGCCCUGCCCCAGAAUAAUGGUUUCUUGACUUUCCAUAGCCCUUGUUCCUUAGUCUUUUGUGAUAUUUAUGUUGACCUUUAUCACUUUCUAUUCUGAACCCCUCUUAGCAUUUAAUGUGAAAUCUAAGAAAUCAGAGAGAAGUAGAAUGGCUUUUAUUGUUUUGACACCUUUGAAAUUAUUAUUAGUAAUUUUUCCAGAGCAAAAAAUCAAACACGCUCAAUAAGUCUAACCAAAACAAAAUAUAAAUGUACAUCAUUUAAUGUCUCAGUGGCUCUAUCUACCUGUAAGAAAAUGAUACAAACCACCUAAGGUAUUUUGAAGCCUGACAAAUCAACUUCAUGGAAAAAGGUAAAAAAUGCAUUUUUCAACCCAAGGAAAAGAUGACCGAAAGGGCAGAUCCAAUAGAGGACCCACUCCUUAAAUAAACAUAAAAUGUAAAAAGUUGGAAAAUUAGGAGUAAUGUUCCAUCUGGAAACUGAACUUUUUAUCCUUGAACUUGUGUUGGCACCAAGCCUCAUACACAGUGAGCUCAGUAACUGUCUGUUGGGACAAAGGAAGGAAGGACAAAAUGUGUAACUCCCCAGCAUCUGGGAGAUGCUGUCUCUUGCCUCGCUGAGUGUUCCUUUUAUUUGCUCUCAUGUCAUUCCCUGAGAACAACGAAUUCUGGGACAGGCUAAACAUCAUGACAAAAUUUCUUAAACAGACUUUCUGAGUGGAAAUCCAUUUAGAUCUGUGUAUGCUCUAUGGGGAGUGCUGACGUCAGAGUAAACGUCUAUAAGGGGCCCUUUUAAAAUGAACAUUUUCCUCAUUGAGCAAGCUGGGAUUCUCUAAUCAUGUAGAAAUCAAACCAUCUUUAUAAUUUCACUUCAAAUGUUUAUGGUUUUGUGUUUUUGUCUCCAAUGAUGGUAAAAAUAAAAAACACACGUUACUUAAAGGAGUUUCCCUCACAUGUAAACACUGUUAGGAAGUCUGGAUUAAGUUGAAAGUCUUGUUUUAACUAUUAUUUUCUCUCAUAUACCAAACACUCUGUAUUUCUCUUAAAGAAGCUCUUUAAGAGAAAGCCCUAAUUUUAAAUCUGACAGUAAAGUUUGCUGCAAGUGUAUGAGUUCAAACACAUCCCUUGUUUUCUGUCCCUAGGGGAAAAGUCAUGUGGUUUUAGCUUGGCUCCUGUGUUAAUAUUAUAUUCAGUAGCAGGCUUAGAAGAGUGGUCUAAGACUCGAACCUGGAGCAAUUUUAUAGCUCAGAAUCCUAUGAAGAUAGGACUGUGAGCAUUUGUUUUCUUUUUUUGUGUGUCAAACUAAUUGGCUUUUGCUUUAGCAAUAAAAUGUCCUCAACAGAAUAAAUUUUAAAUGUGAAAAUUAUAGAUCUUGGUAUUGAAUCCAUCAGUGAUUCAAGAGAUACACCUAUUUGCCUAAAACAACACAAGAUGUAUUAGUUAUGGAAUUACAUGUUGGAUAGGUUCUUAAAACCUGUUUCCUCAAUUCUUGACACAGUUUUCAAGGGUGGCUUUUUGACUUGCACGGUUGGGCAGAUAAUCCAGAUUUACCUAAGAUUGGGUAAAAAAGUGAUCUGUGACUUUGCUGGCAGGGCAUUUGCUAAAUGGAGUACAGGAUCUAACAGGGUUUUCUUAGAAAGGGCAAGAUUGUCCAAUGAAGGAAGCAGAAGGACUCUGGGUUAGAAGGAUCUGCACAAAAGCUGGUGAGACCUACUCUCCACUGCUCUGCAGCUGGUCAGCUGAUGGCAGGCUGAGCAGUGGGGAAGCAGGUUUUAACAACAGGUAGUCCUUCCAGGUCACUGUAUAUUGAGAAGAAACAUAAAACUAUUUUGUGUCACAUUCCAAGGUCAGCCUUCUUCUUAACGUUUUAUAGUAUACAAAUGCCAGCUUCUGGAAAGCAAGUGUCAUCAUGUACCAAAUGCUUUAUACACCAUCACAUUCGUGAAUUUUUUAGCAUGGUCAGAACUUGUGUAAAUAUGUCUCUUAGAUGAUUUUGGGGAGAUGUGAUUUAUUUUUCAUAUUUUCAAAAUGCAUUCCAUUUCAAAUAAAGUAUCUAUUGAGACAAC
Molecule: messenger RNA, 11039 nt
Organism: Chlorocebus sabaeus (green monkey)
Lineage: Eukaryota; Metazoa; Chordata; Mammalia; Primates; Cercopithecidae
Gene: PHLDA1
Product: pleckstrin homology like domain family A member 1
Biological process (GO): positive regulation of apoptotic process
Cellular component (GO): nucleus
Molecular function (GO): phosphatidylinositol phosphate binding
Source: RefSeq, a predicted model, not a curated record